AGGGAAAGUGGAACGCUGUGAGAGUCCAGGACUCAGCGCUAUGCUUCCCAGACGCCCGGAAGGCCCUAGUGAAGAAACUGCUCGCAAGGAUCGAGAGCCUGCGGGAGUUGGGGCUGUUGCCCGAGGCCGCCGAGAUGCGGCUAGCGACUGGAUGGACGCCACGUGGGGCUACUAGAGGGUGGUUCCGGGAGCACUCGUCCUGGAUCAUUGCCUUUCUCCAUCUGCACACAUGCAGGCCAAGCUGGACCACUCGGAGGUGCUGGAGCUGAAGGCGCGCGCGAAUUGAGCUCUAAGCCCUAGGCAAGAUCAAGAGGAAAAGCAGCUAACAGUACCUUAUAUCAGCUUCUUCAAAGUCGAUAAAGACUGGAGGAAAAACAACUGGAAAAGCUGUACUCAUGUGGCCACACAUGUGAACUAUCUGGAAAGAUACCAAAGGACAACCUUUACUUGAGGUAAAAGGCAAGUUAAAGGCAUUUGCCUUCAUGUAAAUGUAGCAGGUGCAUGCACUCCCCACGGAGGCCAGAAGACGGUGUUAUAUCCACCGCAACUGGAUUUACAGAUGGUUGUGAGCUGCCAUAUAGGUGCCAGGAACUGAACCUAGGUCCUCUGCAAAAGCACCUAGUGCUCAUAAACUGAGCCAUCUCUCCAUCCCUGGAUUUUUUUUAACUAGAGCUUACAGCUAAGAGUUUGCCUGAAACUUUGAAUUUUACAGACUUGGAUCUCCUCAUACUCAUGUUGAGAAUAUUAAGACUAUGGGUGUUUUUGAAGUUGGACUGAAUAUAUUUGUAUUAUGAGAUAGCCAUGAGCCUACGAAGGAACACUACAGUCUGAAUAUAAGGUUCAUGUGUUGGACCAGUUGGCCCCCAGCUUGUGGUGCUGUUUGGAGAGGUUUCCAAACUCUGAGAAGGUGGAGCUGAGCCCAUGAAGUCCAUCACUGGAGGCAGGUCUGGAGAGUUAUAGCCUGGACCUGCUUCCAUUUCAUCUCUGCUACCUAGCCCAAGUUAUGCAUCAACAAGCUGCUAUGCACUGUUGUUGCUGCCACGGAUGGAGGCCCCCCCGCUGCCAUGGAUGGACCCCCCGCUGCCGUGGAUGGAGCCCCCGCUUCAAUGCCUUCCCUCCCAGGAUCAACUGUAUCUCCUCAAACUAGUGAAAUACAUGCUCAAAAUGUUAAGUUCUAUUUUCAAGUGCAUGGGGAACAAAACCAAGUGCCUGCUAGAAAAGUGAACAUGCAUGUUGAGAAUUCUCAGGUGUACAAGAGUGCAGAAGUCGACAGAAACAAAUUUAGUGGUUUCUGCAACAUGAGUUUUGACUCCUCGGCAGUUGCUCAGGCUCACUAUGUGGGAAAGAGCCAUCCGCAAGAUCAGAAGCAAUUACUGGAAGAUCAUGAUAGAGUAGCUCCAUCAGGAUGUCAACCAAAGAUGGAUAAACCCAAUACUACUUCAGCAGCACCAACCUUCCUCAAGUCCGUUAUUGUGAAGCCUCCUCCAGCAUAUAGAAUGAGAACCUAUGUAUGCCAUAUCUGCAGUAUCACCUUUACGUCUUUACAUAUGUUCCGGUCCCACAUGCAAGGAAGCGAACAUCAAAUUAAAGAAUCUCAUGUUAUCAGUCAAGCGAAGAAUUCAAAGAAGAUGCAAGAGUCUUACCAAGGUGAAUGUGCAGAUUACAUCAAAGUGAAGAAACCUAGAGAACUAGAGCCCAGGGCUCAUUUCAGGAAGAUGGAGGACAAUUACUUGGAAGUCCAUGGAUACAGAGAUAUGGUUGAUUCCAGACCCAGACAUAAAAUGCUUGAACAAAAACUUCCACUUGAAAAUUUCUGGACACAACCAGGACCAUACAAUAAUUCUCGAGCGGUAGAAGACCAGUUACCUCAUUGUUUACCAGCACAGUCAAAAACAUAUGACUCUUUCCAGGACGAGCUUGAAGAUUACAUCAAAGGGCAGAAGGCCAGAGGGCUCGAUCCCAAUAUUAGUUUUAGACGGAUAACAGAAAACUAUAGGUGUAGAGAUCAGAAAUACAGAGAAAGGUUUGAUCCUGGACACAGACCAAGGAUGUGUGAGGAAAGAUUUUCAUCUGAGUGUCCACAGACCUACCAGCGACAAUACAAUGGUUCGCCAGUGGAAGGCCAGUUACCUCACUGGUUACCACCUCAUUCAAAGAAGAGAAGUGAUGAUUUCCAAACUGAGUUUGAUGAUUACAACAAGGUGCAGGAAUCUAGAGAACUGAAGCCAAAGACUUCUUUUAGAAGAAUUGAUAGUGCUAUUGAAACCCAUAAUUACAGAGAAAUGGUUGACAGACGAUCCAAGCAUAGAAUGUUUGAGCAAAGAUUCCCGUGUGAGACUUUCCAGACUUACACAGAUCCACACAACAGUUCCCAUGCUGUAGAAAACAAGUUACCUCAUUUACCAGCAUAUGAGAGCCAGCAGAGCCUAGACUCUGACAGCUACUAUCAGUUCACGAGAGAUUGUUUUUCAGAAAAAUCUGUUCCCCUGAGCCUUAGUCAGCAAGAAAGUAGCCCUGGCUCACACAGUGUAGAGUAUGACAUUUACAAGCAGCAGCCCUCCUAUGACAAUGCCAGUGCCCAUGAAACAAGUCAUAAAAAACGACAUCAGAAGAGAAGGCGACACCUGGAGGAAGGGAAAGAAAGGUCAGAGAAGGAACAACCCAAGCAUAAAAGGAAAAGGAGCUGUCAGGAUAAAGAUUUAGACCAAGACAAGAGCACUGAGCAAACUAAAGGAGAGGAAGAUAAAGCUGGAGUCAGCUCUGAGAAAAUCAAGCAUCGAAAAAAGAAAAGGAAACAUGAAGCAGCAUCGGAGAAGGAGGAACGUAAGCACAAGAAGGAGAAAAAGAAAUCUGUUGAAGAAAGAACAGAAGAGGAAAUCCUUUGGGAUGAGUCUAUUCUUGGGUUCUGAACUUGUAGGAUACCCAGGAAUGGCAAAAAGAAAAUAAUGCUGAUUUAGAUAAAGAUGGGAAUAACUGGUGAAGUCAAGGAAACGUAGGCAAAACCUUCGGGGAUUUUUUUGUUUGCAAAAAUAGAAAUCGAACAUGAAAAACACAAGACAUCUAAAUCCAGUCUUUAAGGAAAUGUUUUGAGGUAAACCUACUCAAGGAUUUUGAACUUUUAAUUUUACUUACAGAAGAGUGAGUUGAGAAAAUCAGUGGGAAAUAUUCUGAGGAAAUUUAGAUAAAAAUCAAGCACUUCAAAGGAGGAGAAUUGAUAAAAAACCAGUGUCAGUUAUGAAGAGUCUCUCUCUCUCUCUCUCUCUCUCUCUCUCUCUCUCUCUCUCUCUCUCUCUCUCUCUGUAUGUGUGUGUGUCCUCUGCUCUGCUCUCCUCUCUCAUCUGCUUUCCUCCCUCACUCUUUCUGUCACUUCCUGCUUUCAAAAUGUAAUUAAAAGAAGAACCACAAAGUCUAAACCUAGCCUUCAAGAAACAAGAACAUAAUACUAAGAAGGAUGGGAGAAGAAGAAACCUACUGAAGAAAAUUCAGAAGAUUAAGUGCUUUCUAAUUUUCAGUUUUGUUCCCUUAAGGAUAAAGAAAGGUUGAAAACUUUUGGUUUCAUGAUAUUUGUGUUAUUUGUGUAUUUGUACAUGUGUAAAGUUAUUGCUAACAAAAGCCACAUGAGGUAAAAAUAUUCAAUAUGCUUUUUAAAGUUAAUUUCUCUGAUUUUUUAAGAAAGAAAAUGUAUUCUAUUGCUUAUAUAUAAUAUGGUUUUCUUAAGUAGAGGUGUUUCUACUUUGUCCAUCAAGUUGCAAUGAAAGUGAAUUGUUUGCUCAUGGAAAUAAUGUACUUAACGGUGAAUUACACAGCAGUCUACAGCCAUACCACCCUGAAUUUCCCCAGUCUUGUUUGAUUUUGGAAGAAUGGUCAGACCUGUGGGAGACCAGACUUCACAGAAUCUAUUCCUUUUAGAAUUUGUGUUAGUAUUGGUGGUAUUUUACUACUGUUGUGUGUUAAUGUUUCUGUUUUCUCCAAUGAAAAUGAAUGAAGCAACUUAGACCUUUUUUGUUAAAUCUAAUUUGCAGUGUAUUUUUGUAUUUUCUAGUUCUGAAAGUGGAAAAUUAGUGUAUAAUAAAUUAGAUGAUAUAUACUUUUAAAAUGUUCUCCAAAGGGCUGAUAGAAAUCGGUCUAUAUUCUGAAAAAAUGUUUAUAUUAAAGUGUUUUAAUUUCUAAA
Molecule: messenger RNA, 4171 nt
Organism: Mesocricetus auratus (golden hamster)
Lineage: Eukaryota; Metazoa; Chordata; Mammalia; Rodentia; Cricetidae
Gene: Zmat1
Product: zinc finger matrin-type 1
Exons: 8
Coding region: 1065-2909 (614 amino acids)
Molecular function (GO): nucleic acid binding; zinc ion binding
Source: RefSeq, a predicted model, not a curated record